Drosophila virilis is the source of this 1122-nucleotide messenger RNA. RefSeq names its product transaldolase (gene Taldo). Lineage: Eukaryota; Metazoa; Arthropoda; Insecta; Diptera; Drosophilidae. Gene Ontology annotation, molecular function: transaldolase activity. Gene Ontology annotation, cellular component: cytoplasm; intracellular anatomical structure. The record is from RefSeq and is a predicted model, not a curated record. Gene Ontology annotation, biological process: carbohydrate metabolic process; pentose-phosphate shunt, non-oxidative branch; pentose-phosphate shunt.
GACACAACAUUCAGUUUGUUGGGCAAUGGGAAGUGAUCGUGUGAUAAAAAAGAGGAAAAUGUCGGCUUUGGAACAGCUUAAAAAUUUAACAACCAUUGUUGCUGAUACCGGCGAUUUUGAUGCCAUAAAUGUCUAUAAGCCUACCGAUGCCACGACUAACCCAUCCCUUAUCUUGUCUGCGUCAUCUAUGGACCGCUAUCAAUACAUAGUAAAAAAUGCCGUCGACUAUGGAAAAACUAAAAAAGGAUCGCUGGAAAAUCAAGUAUCUGAAGCUAUGGAUUACUUGUGCGUAUUAUUCGGGUGUGAAAUUCUGAAAGUUGUGCCUGGUAGGGUAUCUACUGAAAUAGACGCACGCCUCUCGUUUGAUACGAAGAAAAGCGUGGAAAAGGCAUUGAAAUUGAUUGAAUUAUACGCCACCUUUGGAAUUGAAAAGGAGCGCAUUUUAAUUAAACUUGCUUCCACAUGGGAAGGUAUAAAGGCUGCCGAAAUUUUGGAAAAAGAACAUGGAGUUCAUUGUAAUCUCACACUGCUAUUUACAUUUGCUCAGGCGGUGGCUUGUGCUGAAGCUGGUGUAACUCUAAUCUCCCCGUUUGUGGGUCGCAUAUUGGAUUGGUACGUGGCUAACACAGAUACCAAAACUUUUAAGCCUCAAGACGACCCAGGCGUCAUUUCAGUUACGAGUAUCUAUAAUUACUACAAGAAAUUUGACUAUAAAACAUUGGUAAUGGGUGCAUCAUUUAGAAAUACUGGUGAAAUUAAAGCAUUAGCUGGCUGUGAUCUGCUUACGAUCAGUCCAUCUUUACUAAAAGAUUUAGAAAAUGAUGAAGAGAUACUGAAACCAGCUUUGUCCGUAGCCACUGCUAAACUCCAAGAUAUUAAGCAGAUUUCUUUAAAUGAGAAUCAAUUCAGAUGGUUACUUAAUGAAGAUGCCAUGGCGACUGAUAAAUUGUCUGAGGGUAUACGGAAAUUCGCUGUAGAUACAGUGAAACUGGAAAACUUAAUAAAAAACUUGUUUAAAUAAUUUUUUUUCAAGCACAUUUAAUGUAUAAACUUUAAAGUUUAACACACUGUUCCUUUCGAUUCUCUUUUAAAGACAUAAAAGUUUAUAAAUGAUUUAAAAAA